Molecule: messenger RNA, 2455 nt
Organism: Cyprinus carpio (common carp)
Lineage: Eukaryota; Metazoa; Chordata; Actinopteri; Cypriniformes; Cyprinidae
Product: meprin A subunit beta-like
Exons: 15
Coding region: 216-2168 (650 amino acids)
Biological process (GO): proteolysis
Cellular component (GO): membrane
Molecular function (GO): zinc ion binding; metalloendopeptidase activity; protein binding
Source: RefSeq, a predicted model, not a curated record
GUCACACACUGUGCAGAUGCUCUGUAUGAUUGUCUGACUUUCUUGCAAGAAUAAACCCCGUUUUUUUCUUAUUCUACAAUACUCUCUGAGUUAUUGCCUCACAAUAAGAGUUGGAAACAUUUUUCCAUAACAAGGACUAGGCUGUUUUGUUCUAUAAACUGGUUAAUACACAAUGCACUGAUAUUCUGAAGAGAGCGUCUCAGAGUGAAGUUCUCAUGGCGUCUCUCCAUACAUUGCUGAUUCUGUGCGUAUGUGCCACAGCCCUGUGUUUGCCAACAUCUUCACUCACAGGCAAUACAGAGAUUGAUGUGGAUAAUGGAAAAGACCUGGAUAUAUUUGAAAUAAAUGAAGCGGCAGGGCUUGAUCUAGUGGAAGGAGACAUUCUGAUAAAUGAGGGAGAAGACAGAAACACUAUUCUGGGUGAAAAGUAUCGUUGGCCGACCACUUUGCCUUAUGUCCUCGACAGCAGCCUUGAAAUCAAUGCUAAAGGUGUGAUACUGAGAGCAUUUGAGCAAUUCAGACUCAAGACCUGUAUUGACUUUAAACCCUGGAGUAGAGAGCCAAACUACAUUUUCGUAUUUAAAGACAAAGGAUGUUACUCAAUGGUGGGGAAUCGACGGAUGGGGAAACAAAACUUGUCAAUUGGUGCAGGCUGUGACAGUUUAGGAACAGUGGAGCAUGAGUUACUGCAUGCGCUGGGUUUCUGGCACGAGCAAUCCAGAUCUGACAGAGACGACUACGUCACCAUCAUGUGGGACCGGAUUAAAGAGGGUCAUGAGCACAACUUUAAUUUACAUAAUGAAACAGAGUCAAGCUCUCUCGGUGUGCCUUAUGAUUAUGGUUCAGUCAUGCACUACAGUAAGAAAGCUUUCAGCAUAGGCAGUAAGCCAACCAUUGUUACUAAAAUACCAGAAUUCUUGGAUGUGAUUGGUCAACGCAUGGAGUUUAGUGACAGUGACCUGCUCAAGCUGAACCGGCUUUACAAUUGUACUACAGCCUCAAUUUUUCUGGACUCUUGCCAGUUUGAGGAGCCAAAUAUCUGUGGUAUGAUCCAGGGUGAUGGUGGAAAUGCCAAAUGGGCUCGUGUACAAAGAGUAAAGGGCGGUCCACAGACGGACUACACCAACCUGGGUCGAUGUCAAGGGGUUGGGUUCUUCAUGCAUUUCAGCACAGCCACAGGAACCCAGGGUGACAAUGCUUUCCUGGAAAGUCGCCUCUUUCACCCCAAAAGACGCUCACAGUGCCUGCAGUUCUAUCACUACAACAGCGGGGGCGUUGAUGACCUGCUAAAAAUCUGGGUGCUUGAAUACACAGUUAAAAACCCCAAAGGAGCCCUGAGACUCAUUCAGAAGAUCAGAGGUGGACUUCAAGGCUCCUGGGAACUAUAUCAUGUUACGCUAAAUGUCUCUGAUAAAUUCAGAGUGGUGUUUGAAGGAGUUAAAGGAAGAAAACCAUCAAAGGGUGGUCUGUCUCUGGAUGACAUGAACCUCUCAGAGACCAAGUGUCCUCAAUACACUUGGCGCAUUCGUGAUUUUACCAGACUUCUCGCUACAACCCCUGCCGGUUCCAAAACCUACAGCCCCCGCUUCCUAUCCCCAGAUGGUUACUCAUUUCAGAUUGGUUUGUACAUUAAUGGCUUGAAGGACAGUCCAAAUAAAACGGCAGUCUACUUCCACUUGACCUCUGGACCCAAAGACAACAAUCUUCAGUGGCCAUGUCCGUGGCGUCAGGCAUCCAUGGAGCUGAUGGACCAGAAUCCAGACAUCCAACAUCGCAUGAACAACAUUAAGAUGGUCACUACAGAUCCAACCAUGACCUUCACUGACUCCAUGGGUAAUGUUGAGUAUUUAUGGGACAACCCACAAAAAGUAGGCAGUCUAGUCACUGACGCAGGUGGGAGUAAAUACUACCGGGGGCCGGGUUACGGUACCAGCAAUUACGUCACACAUGAUCAUCUGAAGAGUCGAAGCUUCAUCAAAGGAGAUGAUGUCAUCCUCCUCCUCUCCCUUGAAGACAUGACUGGACUUUUGGGGACUCAGAGCAGAGAGUCUUGGAGACCGGAAAUUAAAGACUUGCAAUUAGAGAUUGAUGAUCAUGAUGCAGAGGAGCCAAAGAGACAGAUGGUUAACCCCAGAGUUCUGGGUCCAUGGACUAAAAGAUCCCCAUGAGAUGCAGGAUAUAUCAAGAAGCCUCAAUGGAGAGAGAGAGAAAAAAAUCUUUCCAGAAUUUGCCAGAUUGUGUCUUCAUUACUGAGCUGGAACUACUGAAUCAUAACUUGCAUUAAAAAAAGAAUGUUAUUAAGAACAAAAAAUUUUAUUACUAGAUUAGUAACACUUCUCAUGUUCAUUGCCUCAAGAUAAAUUUCUUCUUGUAUUCCUCAUUUGUAAGUUGCUUUGGAUAAAAGUGCCUGCAAAAUUAAUAAAUGAAAAAGCAUCAAAAGAAGUAUUCAACCAUU